Molecule: messenger RNA, 8433 nt
Organism: Scomber japonicus (chub mackerel)
Lineage: Eukaryota; Metazoa; Chordata; Actinopteri; Scombriformes; Scombridae
Product: phosphofurin acidic cluster sorting protein 1
Exons: 24
Coding region: 412-3129 (905 amino acids)
Biological process (GO): protein localization to plasma membrane
Molecular function (GO): transmembrane transporter binding
Source: RefSeq, a predicted model, not a curated record
UGGAGGUGCAGGGGACGGCAGAGAGAGAGAGAGAGAGAGGAGAAGAGAAAGACAGACAGAGAGAGAGAGAGACAGAGGGGGGAUUAGCUGCCUGGCUUUCGGGUACAAACCCUCCUAACGACUGCAAUGUUUUCACUCUCAGGCGGCGAUUAGCACCGUCAACUUUCUGCCUUUUUUUUUUGUUGCAUUGUGGAGCAUUUUACGCAUUUGCACCACACCAGGAAAAAAAACCCACACAAGGCAACGGAGGAGAAAGGAGGAGGAGGACCGACAGCACCACCACCACCACCACCACCUAAAAACCCGGACAAACACACACACACACGGAGGAGAAGAAGAAGAAGAAGCAGCCAGGCUACUACGGGUAUUCCUCCUUCCUCCUCCCAUUAGCUCCGUUUUUCAGCCUCCAGGAUGUCGGAGCGAGGAGGGCUCCCGCGGACUGGGGGUGUCCCCUCGCCGCACAUGCAGCCCUCCAAGCCGGUCAGCAUCACCUCCAACCGGCCGGUGCACAUGAACCUGUACGCUACCUGGGAGGUGGACCGCUCCUCACCCAGCUGUGUGCCGAGGCUGUUCAACCUGACUCUGAAGAAGCUGAUCAUGCUGAAGGAGCUGGAUAAAGACCUCACCUCUGUGGUCAUCGCCGUCAAACUGCAGGGCUCCAAGCGGAUCCUGCGCUCCAAUGAGAUCCUGCUGUCAUCAGCUGGGUUGACAGAGACCGACCUGCAGCUCACUUUCUCCCUGCAGUACCCGCACUUCCUGAAGAGAGACGCCAACAAGCUUCAGAUCAUGCUGCAGCGACGGAAGAGAUACAAGAACCGCACCAUCCUGGGCUACAAGACCCUCGCCCUGGGACUCAUCAACAUGGCGGAGGUGAUGCAGCACCCCAGCGAGGGGGCGCAGGUCCUGGGGCUCCACAGCCAGCUGAAGGACGCCUCCGUGCCCGUCGCCGAGAUCAGAGUCUACUCUCUGUCCAGCCAGCCGAUCGAUCACGAGGGACCCAAAGCUAAGAUGUCUGAUCGUUCUCCGGACAUCGACAACUACUCAGAAGAAGAGGAAGAGAGCUACUCGUCAGAACAGGAGGGCAGUGACGACCCCAUUCAUGGACAGUACCUAUUUGAUGAAGAAGAGGAGGUGAGGAAGAAGAAGCCGAGGCGUAAGCUCCCUUCCAAUGCUGCUAUCACCAGGCAACCCAACAUCAAGCAGAAGUUUGUCGCCUUGCUGAAAAGGUUUAAAGUCACUGAUGAGGUGGGUUUUGGCCUGGAGCACGUGUCCAGAGAGCAGAUCCAGGAGGUGGAAGAGGACCUGGAUGAGCUCUAUGACAGUCUGGAGAUGUACAAUCCCAGCGAUAGUGGUCCAGAGAUGGAAGAGACCGACAGCAUCCUCAGCACGCCCAAACCCAAGCUACGGCCAUUCUUUGAGGGAAUGUCCCAGUCCAGCUCCCAGACGGAGAUCGGAAGUUUAAACAGCAAAGGCAGUUUGGGCCGAGACACUUUCAGCCCUCAGGGGGAGCAGCCUCCUCUAGAGAAGAUGAAACCCUCCCGCAGCCGCAACCUGGAGGAGGCCCUGUCUGAAACCGACACACUGGAGUUAACAGAUCAGGAGCUGUUUGCCGAGGUGGGCCCCUGCAUCACAGUGUCAUUGCCAGAGAAACCCCGUACGCCCCUGAAGAGCAGCAGAAGCGAAACCCAAGCCAUGCCGUCACCAAGACUGGAUGGAGCUCACACCCCAAGACAGAAACGCAGCAGCACUCCAAUGAAGGAGAGACAGCUGUCCAAACCUCUGAGCGAACGGACCAACAGCUCAGACUCUGAGAGAUCCCCGGAGCUGGGACACAGCACACCGGUCCUGAGGAAGGUGGUGUACGACCAGCUGAACCAGAUCUUGUUGUCGGACUCUGCGCUCCCAGAGAGCCUGAUAUUGGUCAACUGCACCGACUGGCAGGGACAGUACGUCGCCGAGCAGCUCCAGGUGCAGAGACACCCGGUGGUCUGCACGUGUUCACCGGCUGAAAUCCAGGCGGUGCUAUCCGCUGUGCUUACCCGCAUCCAGAAAUUCUGUAACUGUAACUCGUCCAUGCCCAGAGCCGUGAAGGUGGCAGCGGUGGGCGGCCAGAGUUACCUCGGAGCCAUCCUGCAGUUCUUCGUCACUCAGCUCGCCAACAAGACGUCCGACUGGCUCAACCACAUGCGCUUCCUGGUGGUGCCUCUGGGCUCUCAUCCAGUUGCCAAGCAUCUCGGUGCCCUUGACAACCGCUAUAGCUCCAACUUCCUGGACAUGGCGUGGAGAGACGUGUUCAGUCGGUCUGAGCCGCCACAGACAGAUCAGUUAGAUGUGGCGGGAAGAAUCUCCCAAUACAUCAGCGGCGCCACAGUCACACACCAGCUCCCCAUCGCCGAGGCCAUGCUCACCUGCAAACACAGGACGCGAGAUGAAGACUCCUAUCAGAAGUUUAUUCCUUUUAUUGGGGUAGUGAAGGUUGGUCUCAUCGAGUCUGGUCCCUCUCCGACAGGAGAUAUAGAGGAGGGCGUGGCGGUGAGUUUGGCCGUCCCCUCCACAUCUCCCCCCUCCCACGGCUCCCCCACAGGGAUGAUCAAAGAGGCGGCCACGCCCCCUUCCUCCCCCUCCAUGGGCAGUGUUCUCACAGUGCAAGGGAGCCCCAGCAUGUCUCACGGUGUGGAUGCCAUCGGCCUGCAGGUCGAUUACUGGCUGGCCUCGCUGGCUGAGAAGCGGCGGGAGGGAGAACGUCGAGACACAGGCUGCAAGAACACGCUGAAGAGCGCCUUCCGCUCGCUGCAGGUCAGCAGGCUACCAGGCGGGGGCAGCAACGACACACAGGCCCAGGUCAGCACCAUGGCCAUGACCGUGGUUACCAAGGAGAAGAACAAGAAAGUUCCCACCAUCUUCCUGGGAAAGAAGCCAAAGGAGAAGGAUGUAGACUCUAAGAGCCAGGUCAUUGAAGGCAUCAGCCGACUCAUCUGCUCUGCCAAGCAGCAGCAGACCAUCCUGAAAGUGUCCAUAGACGGCGUUGAGUGGAAUGAAGUUAAGUUCUUCCAGCUGGCCGCUCAGUGGCCCACUCACGUCAAAUACCUACCUGUCGGACUUUUCAGCUACAGCAAGCCCCCCUCUUAGGGGUGACCGCUCCGCCGAUUCCUCUGACCCCGACUUGACCUUUGACUCUCCUCGAUCCUUUGCGCACAGACCCCGCCUGGAGAAGAUGCCGAGUGGCUGGACUACAUUCUUUCCUUAGUUUCAUUUCCGCUAUAGUCUUAUUUCUCUUUAGGGAGGGAGAGGAGGAGUGUGGUGUUGGGGUUACAGCGCUGUUACUAGUCACUUUAAUGCCCCUUUUGGUGUGUGUGUUUUUGUGUGUGUGUGUGGAGAGUGUGCAUGCACACGUGAAUGUACAGUAUGCGCGUGUGUGUGUGUAUGUGUGUGUUCAUAAGGGGCUUACAGCACAAGUUUAUUAGCUAACUGCCAUUUACGUUUCCGUUUUAUGGAAUGCAACAGCAUGCAACAACUCAUCGAUUUCAAGCCCUAAUGUCCGACCCUCAACUUUUGAUGUUCCCGCUCACCUCGAGUCCCCCGAUCUACACGUGCAUGCUCCGAAAACUAACAGAUAAACACCACUCAUGUGCCGGAAACAGUAACACAUAACAGACAGAAAUACAACAGGGCUUCAGUGUUUGCAUGAGCCAGUGAAAACACGAAGAAAAGUCUCCUCUGAUCACAAAAUUCAGUCAAAUGAAUAAAAAGCUGGCAUGUAAUGAGUUUUUCCUCCACAUGUCCGACAUCAGUAAUACUGAUUCGCCCUUCAAAGCAGACCCAUUAGUUUUAUUUCAUUUCAAGGGCUUCCAUUUAACAAUUUUAAAUAGUUUUUCUCUACCGUAAUAAGUCAUUUGGAUGUCUAAUGCCAACUUUCUUUCAAAAACAACAACAAAAAAAUAAUAUUUAAAGGGGAAGCGUCUUUUAAAAAAAAAAAUUGUGCUCCAGUGAAAAAUAGUGAAGCCUUCCCUUUAAUGCUGUUUUGUGAUGCGUAGUUUACGUUUUAUUCUUGUGAGGAGCUCUACGAUUUCAGGGCAGGGACUGCUGUAACGUGCAGUUUAUUCUUUAUCUUCUUAUUCGUUAUGCACUUAUGAAUACACUCGGACCAUCUGGGUGUUUGCAGCCGGUAAAAUAUGAUUAACAUUCUUUGACAGCAGAGCCGACCAGAUAUGCAUCAGGAGGCUGAAACAAUAACAUGCUUAUUUAAACCAUCCAGAAACUCGGCGGCGUUGAUGGGAAUAGGAUGGGGAGGGGGAGGCGUGUUUCUUCCUGCGUUAAGCCCUGCUUCUUUGUGAGAAUCUAAACCGCUAGAAUGGGGAGUUAAACACCCGCAAUAAAGCACAAUGUUGGUCAGCUGCCCUCUAAAUAUCAUUCCCUUAUUGGCAUCGGACGGGCAGCUUUCUCCUCAGAUUCAUUAAGCAUUCCCAUUUCUUUUGGGACUCCUUAAUGACAUCAGGAAAAAAAAAAUCGGGUUGAUUUCAGUUAUUCUGGCACAGGUCUGCUACAUGCUUUAUCUAGGAUGUCGUAAGGUGAUUAGUGAGUGUACAGUAACCGGUAACAAGUGUGCGUGUAAGUGGUGAAAUAAAUGUAAUGUGGUCAGAAACCUAAAAAAAAAAAAAACAAUAAAUAAAUAAAUCACUAAAUAGGAGUUUUUCUACCAUGUGACAGAGGGCAUGCAAUUGGUGUGCGUAUGUGUGUGUGUGUGUGUGUGCGUGUGUGUGUGUGCGUUGGCACUGUGUGCUGAUGAUGUGGUCUUUAUCAAUAUCACUGAUGACCAGAUUAGGGCUGCUAAAGCCACAGUGGUCAUCUUGUUUACUUUGUAGCCUGACACAAGGCCAAUACAGAUGUUUUGUUUUUGGGUUUUUUCCACCACUAAACACCAUGAAAACAAACAAAAAUCACAAAAUUAAUUCAGUUUUAUUAAAAGAAUUGGAUAGAAAUUAAACUUUGGUGUAAAAUUAAGAAUGUAACGUGAAUAGCGGUUUAUAGUAAUUGUUUAAAAACUGUUUUUUUUUAAUUAAAAAAAGCAAAGCUCACCAGGCGUGUGUAGCUCUACCUUGUGUCACCUACAUCGUAACUCUCACCUCCAGUGAAGUAUUAGCAAAAUAGUUUUUAGAUUAAAAAAAAGAAGAAUAGUGUUAAUGCCAAUGUCUUGAUUUAAAUGCUGUUAGACGAUUUUUGUUUGUUUUUUGAGAAAUAGAUUAGAAAGUUAUUUUCCUGUGUCGAUAUUACAGUGUUACAGUUGUGAUGUCCGCAGCACGUCUCAAAACUUGGCUCAUUUCUUCCUCCUGUCGGACAGGUUCAGGUUUCACCCUGAAGGCUCGCUUGUUUGUUCGCUCUCUGUUUGGCCGACAGCUCGUUCAUCACCGCUGAACAAACACUCAGUUGGUGCUGAUUCAUUUGAAGUACUUCCUGAUGUUUGAAUGUAUUCAAUUUAGUUUAGAGCUGUCUUACAUCUUUAUUGAAUGACUGAUUUUUAAGACACAAGCGUAAUCACUAUCAGAGAAGAUGUGUCUAUAAUUUUGUCAGUUGGUGUUAUUUGGCCUAAAACAGAAAAUGUUCAAUAUGGCUCCACUGCAGUCGUUUUCUCUGCGUGGACCGUUGACAGACAGCGAGCUCUGUGACUUUUCUUCAACUUUUCUGUAUAAACAAUAAAAACAAACAGCCGAGCCAGCGGGCCUCUUGAUCACAACCCUUUUGAAAAACCUGCAGUUCUUUUCACUUGUGUUGCUGACAACCAGAUAAGGGCUUGACAGACAGACUGACUGACUGACUGAUAGCCUCCGAGCAGAGGCCGGGUUUCAUUAUUCCUGGAUAUCAAUGAGCGUUAAUGUACUGUAAUGUAAUUUGACUUAGAGGUCAUGUAAUCCAACCUAAGAACAGGAAGUUUAAUUCCAAAAUGAAUUGGAAAAUACUGACACUUGCACUAAAUAGUACAUUUGCUGUUGUGGAUUUACAAUCAUUUGCUGUUAUUGAAGCUAACUAAAGUGUAAGACUUUGCAAAGAAAUUAAAACAUUUUGGUACCAUUAAAACACCCCAUACUUCUAAAGGGUUUAUAAUUUGUCACUAAUGACUUUAUUAAUGGGAAUAAAUCCUUAAAAAAUGGAUUGAUGGUCAGGAUUGAGCUGCUUCAAGUCAUGAAUGGAAAGUUUGUGUUUGCCAAGUUGUGAGCUCAAAUUUCAAUGAAGGACCUCUUUGUUAAGCAUACGUUCUCAGCUUGUUCUUAAAGCUGCACUAAUCAGUAUUUUUUUAUAUAAGCAGUGGGUCAAAUAACUAAGUCUAAUGUCAAAGACGGAGCUCGUAGUGAUGAAACUGCAGAGAAUUAUCACACAACUGCACUUCUCAUCUCUGUGAAGCUUUUUAGCAUCUUUCAGCUCACAAAGUUGCUAGGUGAGCUAUUACUGCUAUUAUGUCCUCAGUAUGCAUCUAAAUUGGAUUUUAAAAGUUGCCAGAUUCUGUGAGAAAGUAGCUAAAUUGGCAUUAUCAACCUCUUUUUCAGCUGUUAUCAACAAAAAGCUCUUAAAAUCCACUGUACACUAUUUGCCCAACACCAAACAGCAGAUAGGCUAAGUUAGCGGCUAGCUGGUGAACAUAGUGGAGCAUUUAGCAGCUAACGAGCCAGAUAGUUUUCCUGAGGAAUUGGAAACCAAAACAGAGCUAUAAGUAAUAUUGGACUUUAAUUCAUCAGACGGACAGAAAUACGAGUUAAAAGGUCUGCUAACGUUGCUCCAUGUCUGCCAAACGUGAAAAUUAGCGAGCGGUUGCUAACACGUUCGCCAUGUGUUCACAGCUUGCUUCACCUCCUAAGUGGACAAAAUAAAUAAGUAAAAAAUUAAAGUUAUGUAAUUAUUUAGCUUUUUUCUGUCACUGUGGCCCACUAGAAACAUUUUCCAACACCCAGUAUCAGUCCAUCGCCGAGGAACCACUGCUAUAUAUGAGGGUAAAAUCUGGGAUCACAACCUGGCAACCUCAAAACUUUAUUUUAGGUACCUGUUACUUAACCAUUAAUAAAGUGUUCAGUGACAACUUAUAGAUUUUGUUUAUGUAUGCUUUAUAAAAGGUUACGAUGUUAAGUGUUUUAAUGAGGAACCCCUUCCCAAAAUGUAUAGAAAUGAAACUCUUGUAAAGUUUAACCAUGUUGAGGGUCAAUGAUCUUGUGUCUGCUGUUAGACAACAACCUUUACUAACUCCAAAUGCUCUUUGCCUUGUAGUGUUGUUAGUCUAAUUAUUGCAAUGAUGUGAACCUAAAGUUGUCCUAAAUCGUAUAAUAGAAGUUUAUUGAUGCCUCUUUGGCUUGCAGCCUUCACAGGGAGGUCAAAUGUUGGGUUUCCUGCUUUGAACUGCAAUUGGAGAUAUUCCACUGACAGAGGGGCAUCAUGAAAAAAGUCAUGCCAAAACAAAAAUGUGAAGAAAUUGUGAUUGUAUUGAGAAAAAAAAAGAGUGAUAAAAGCUGUAAUGUGUUCCUGUGGGGUUUUAUUUUUGGGUGCUGAUAUCUUAAAAUACUUUAACAACAAAGUGAUCCUUGUUCUAAAGUCGUCAUUUCAAUGUUCAGAGGAACUGAAUGCUUUUCCAUCACAGCCACGUUUUGCUGUUUUUUCUUGUCUUUGCCACCUAAAAAAAAAUAAAAUAAAUGACACCCCCUCCCUCAUUCUUACACUUUACAUGUUUUCCUAAAGUCUCUUUGAAAACGCUGAUUGUUCUACAUGUAAGUCUUGAACUUGUUCCUGUGUGUUUUACCUGUACCUCUGUACCUGUGUGGACCUGUGUUUGUGACGGUGUACCAAUGGUUCCUCUGUCCUUGACUAGUCGUGGUUAGAGAUUAGGAGCUGUUUGGUCCAUCAAUAAUCUCUGUCAGUGAUCAGCAGUGUCUUUUCUCUCCACCAUCCUCAGAAACAUUUCCUUUCUGAUGAGAGAGUCUUCUUCACCAGGCUUCCACAAGCUUAGCUUUCUGAAAAUAUCUGGAAAAGAUAUUGUCCCUCAUCCCCUCCCGCAGCUUGUAAAUUUGCCAUCUGUCCUCAUGGGAACGGGAUUUGCCUAUAAAAGCAGUAGAUUUCUGCCUGACCGAGGCUCUGCUCACAGCGGAGCGUCCUAAGCUUGUGGACUUGUGGAGAGUAUUUUGCACAUGCCAUUGUUUCUUCAGCAGCAGUCUUCAGCUUUUUUGCCUUUUGCCUAUAACAAUAAUUAUAAUAAACUAUAAUGCUUGUACAUAUCAGAUAGUACUUGUUAUAUUGUAUUCUAGUUAUUUUUUGUUGUUUUGUUUUUUUUUUCUUUUCUUAAUUUGACAUGUUUUGUAGUACUGCUUUUUCAUGAUUACGUUUGUCAAUCAAACAGAUGUGAGAUGAAAAGUGGAAGUGUUCAUUGUUUCAUUUGUUUUUUAAAAUAAAAAUAUUCCU